AUGUCUUCCAAUGCUUCGUUCCACAGCCUCGAGGAUCUGCCCCUGGCAGAUCGCGUCCUCUUCAACACCUUUGGCCGGGGUGAGAGGGUAUCCAUCGCAUAUGGUGUUGUACACCAUGCCUUCGAGGCCAUCGUUGCCGAGAACCCAGAUGUCACAGCCGUCCGCCACUACGAUGGUACCGAGAUCACAUACAGGGAGCUCAACCGACGAGCGAAUAUGCUCGCUAACGAGCUUCGCAACAACUACGGCAUGAAGAAGGGCGAGAGGGUUGUUCUCGUGUACUCUCGGUGCAUUGAGAUGGUCGUCUUCAUCUUCGCCGUGCUCAAGGCCGGCGGUCAGUAUGUGCCCCUUGAUGGUGCCAUUAUCCCCGAAGACACCCUAGCAUACGACAUUGUCGACUCUGGGGCGCGCAUUGUCCUCUGCACCCCCAAGUUUGAGGCCAAGGCUUCUGCAUGCAUUCCGGCGGAAACGACAGCAGACGUCAAGGUCCUGGCUCUCGGCGCCAAGAGCCUUCUUUGGAGCACUGGAUGCACCUCAAACCCAAGCGUCGAGGUGCUGCCGAGCGACGGUGUCUAUGUCAUCUACACAUCUGGCACUACUGGCCGGCCAAAAGGCGUCGAUGUACGACAUAGAGGCGUAACCAACUGUCUACUUGCCGAACCAUCGAAGCUCGGCAUCAAGGUUGGCUCCCAAGUCGCCCAACAGCUCAACGUCGGUUUCGAUAUGUGUGCAUGGGAGAUUCUGGGGACUAUGAUGAACGGCGGCACACUCCAUAUUCGAGGCAGCGGUGACGAUCUGUGGCAUGACUGUCUGCGUCGCGUCGACACAGUCAUCGCCACUCCGUCUGUGGUUCUCAAGCACAUGUCGGAUCGUGAAGACUUCCCCAACAUCCGUACCAUCGCUGUCGGUGGCGAACCAUGCCCACUCGCGCUGGCAGAGAAGUGGGCGCCAUACGUCAAGUUCUGGAACGUUUGCGGACCAACUGAGAUCAGCGUCCUUAACACGGCUCAUCGUCACAGGCCAGGUGCUGUUCUGUCGAUCGGCCGACCAAACCCCAACACAAAUGUCUACAUCCUGGACGAGAACGAGAACCCCGUGCCCAUCGGACAGCCUGGUGUCAUGUGGGCCAGUGGUCCUGGUGUUUCAAAGGGAUAUCUAAAUCUUCCCGAACUCACUGCUGAGAGAUACAAGCUGGACAAGUUUACCAACAGCGGUCGUAUGAUGUUCAACACUGGCGAUCUCGCUCGCUGGUUGGAAAAUGGCAGUCUCGAGCCUCUCGGCCGCAAGGACGACCAGGUUAAGAUCGCAGGCUUCCGGGUUGAGCUUGACGGAGUCUCCAGAGCCAUUGAAAAGUGUCCGUCCGUCAUCAAGGGCUGUGCUCUGAAGAUUGGCGAGAAGCUCUGGGGCUUCUACUCAGCGCCACGACCUAUCGAGGAGGCAGAGCUCAAGGAGACUGUCGGCCGUGGUCUCCCCUUCUACGCCGUACCAACUAUCUGGAAGUUCCUGCCUGCCAUUUCCUUGACACCCAACGGCAAGGUUGACAAGCGCAUCCUGAAGUCCAUCGCAAUGGGAGAUGCUCUUCCUACACCGGAGCCUUCUCCCGAACUAUCCCCAGUUUCUUCGGCUGUGGCCAUCAUUCCCAAGGCCUACGAUGUUCCGUCGGCUGGCCUCUAUGGUCUCGCCCCUGCUCCCCUGAGCAUCCCUGCCCAGGCGCUGACGCAUGCUACAUCGGCUGGCAGCCUACCAUCGCCUGAUUCAAGCCACUGGUCACCCACGACUCUUGUCGGCUCUGAAAGCCAACUGAACCUCGAAAAGGGUGUCGAGAUUGUCGACGGUGAGCCCGAGCCAAAAGACUACGAGCUCCCCCAGAAGAAGGGCUUCCACGGCUGGCGAUGGCUUCGUCACCGUGGUCUGUCGGCGUAUCGCAAGCUGUUCGGCGCCAUCUUCAUCGCCAACUUCUCCGUCAUCCUCUGGAUGCUGUUUGAGAGCCGCACCGACAACUUUGCGCUCCCUCUGGACAAGAUUGCAACAGCAGUCGGCGCCAACCUCCUCGGUGCCGUUCUCCUGCGCCAGGACUACGUCAUCAACUUCAUCUUCCGGGUUUGCUCUCGCGUGCCAACGUCUUUCCCCCUGGGAGUCCGGCGGCACUUUGCCCGGGUCUAUCACAGCGGCGGCGUUCACUCUGGCUGCGCCGUCUCCGCCUCGGUCUGGUGGAUCAUCUACGCCUUUGCCGCCACCGGCAGCUUCAUCUCCAAGUCCCCCGUCUACAACGUGAACAUUCAGACUCUCGUGCUGACCUACCUCGUCCUCUUCCUGCUCAUCGCCAUUCUCGUCAUGGCGUACCCGACCAUUCGCGCCAAGAUGCAUGACCAGUUCGAGUGGACCCAUCGCUUUGCCGGAUGGACCUCCGUCGGCCUCGUAUGGGCGCAUCUCGUGCUGUCCGCCCAGUCCAUCGCCUCCCCUUCCCAGCCCCUCGGCGCCACCCUCGCGCGCACGCCGUCGGUGUACCUCGUCGGGCUGGCCACCCUCAGCAUCGCGCUCCCCUGGAUGCGUCUGCGCCGCGUCCCCGUCCGCCCGGAGCCGCUCUCCAAGCACGCCGUCCGACUGCAUUUCGACUUCAGCACGCCGGCCCCCUGCACCUCCAAGGGCGUCCGCAUCACCGACAAGCCGCUCGUGGAGUGGCACGCCUUCGCCGCCAUCCCGGAGCCCAGCGGCAAGGGCUUCAGCAUCGUCGUCUCCAGGGCGGGCGACUGGACGAAGCGCAUCAUCGAGAACCCGCCGACGUCCAUCUGGACCCGCGGCACGCCGGCCUCGGGCGUCCUCGCCGUCGCGCCCCUUUUCAAGAAGAUGGUCCUCGUCAGCACCGGCUCCGGCAUCGGCCCCUGCCUGCCCGUGCUCAUGGAGCGGCGCGUCCCCGCCCGUGUCCUCUGGAGCACCAAGAACCCCCUCAGCACCUACGGCCAGGGCAUCAUGGAUACCAUCCUCGCGGCCGACCCCGACGCGCUCAUCUGGGACACGGACGAGCGCGGACGGCCGGACCUCGUCAAGCUUGCGUACCAGCUCUACGUGGAGAGCGGCGCCGAGUGCGUCGCCAUCAUCUCCAACGGGCCAACGACGAGCAAGUUUGUGUACCAGAUGGAGAGCCGUGGAGUGCCUGCGUUCGGGCCCAUCUGGGACUCUUAG
Verticillium dahliae VdLs.17 is the source of this 3183-nucleotide messenger RNA. RefSeq names its product surfactin synthetase subunit 3. The transcript is spliced from 3 exons. The record is from RefSeq and is a predicted model, not a curated record. Lineage: Eukaryota; Fungi; Ascomycota; Sordariomycetes; Glomerellales; Plectosphaerellaceae. The coding region runs from base 1 to 3183 and encodes 1060 amino acids.